UGUGUUACAAAUCGUCUGCGAAACUUGGAACUGAUUGAUCCCGUAUUCCAGUGGCGUGGACCAGGUGGUAAUAUUCUUUCAGAAAAUAGCAGUGUGAAAAUAUCACCAACAGGAACUUUAAUGUUUAAACGUUUCAAAUCCAACCAGAGUGGAGUUUACACUUGUUCCCUCGUUUAUAAGCUAACUGCAGAGCAACCUGCUAAAAACCUCAUAAUGACAUAUCUUAUUUAUGCUUAUUCUGAUUCCAAUUAUUACUAUGAGUUUACAGCCCAGUAUCAUGCAGCCCCCUGCAACAGUAUUUACAACAUUUCUUUUGAGAAAGCAUUGCUUCAGGCAAGAUACCUCAUAGAGAAAUUUUUUGAGCAACAAGUGGAAAUUAUGAGGAAAAGUUCUGAACCACUGCCUGAAAUAUACUACAUUGAAGGUACUCUGCAAAUGGUAUGGGUUGAUCGCUGCUAUCCAGGAUAUGGAAUGAAUCCUCUAAGACAUCCAGACUGCCCGGAUUGUUGUGUUGUCUGCAGCCCAGGAUCAUACAAUCCCAGUAACAGAAUUCACUGUCUUCCGUGCAACAACAGUUUCAUGUAUGGAGCAACAAAGUGUUAACGGUUGUGAGUUUGCAAUCUUGUAGUAGCUCAGAUGUAUAUUAAUGCGAUAAUAUUAAUAAACAUUUUUUAAUUGUG
Struthio camelus australis is the source of this 680-nucleotide messenger RNA. NCBI's taxonomy places the organism in Eukaryota, Metazoa, Chordata, Aves, Struthioniformes, Struthionidae. The record is from RefSeq and is a predicted model, not a curated record.